Molecule: messenger RNA, 1134 nt
Organism: Vitis riparia (riverbank grape)
Lineage: Eukaryota; Viridiplantae; Streptophyta; Magnoliopsida; Vitales; Vitaceae
Product: receptor like protein 27-like
Exons: 1
Coding region: 1-1134 (377 amino acids)
Molecular function (GO): protein binding
Source: RefSeq, a predicted model, not a curated record
AUGAGUCAACUAACUAUUUUGAGUCUUUCAGCUAAUCAAUUGAGUGGUCAGAUCCCAAGUUCAUUAUUUGAACUGGUUAAUCUUCAAGGUCUUUAUCUACUUUCCAAUUACUUGAAUGGAACUGUGGAACUCCAACUGUUAUCUAAGCUCAAAAAUCUCAUUUAUCUCCAAUUAUCAGACAACAGGUUAUCAUUACUCAGUUACACCAGAGCCAAUGCUACUCUCCCUAAAUUCAAGCAUUUAGGAUUGGGUUCAUGCAAUUUAACUGAGUUUCCUGAUUUCCUGCAGAACCAACAUGAAUUGGAGAUUAUCACCCUUUCUGAAAACAAAAUUCAUGGUCCAAUUCCCAAGUGGGUGUGGAACAUAAGCAAAGAAACCCUAGUCACUCUGGACCUUUCAAGAAACUUUUUAACAGGCUUUGACCAACGUCCAUUUGUGCUUCCAUGGUCCGGGUUGCACACUUUGCGACUUGAUUCUAACAUGCUGCAAGGUCCACUUCCAGUUCCGCCACCAUCAACAGUUGAAUAUUUAGUCUCUGGAAAUAAACUGACAGGAGAAAUUUCGCCACUUAUUUGCAACAUGACUUCUCUUGAGUUACUUGAUUUGUCUAGUAACAAUUUGAGUGGUAGGAUUCCUCAAUGUCUGGCCAACUUCAGCAGAUCUCUGUUUGUAUUGGACCUGGGAAGCAACAGCCUUGAUGGCCCCAUUCCUGAAAUAUGCACGGUGUCUCAUAAUUUGAAUGUGAUUGAUUUAGGUGACAAUCAAUUCCAAGGCCAAAUACCGAGAUCAUUGGUCAAUUGCACGAUGCUUGAGCACCUUGUUCUCGGAAACAAUAAAAUCAAUGAUAUUUUCCCUUUCUGGUUAGGAGCUCUCCCACAACUACAGGUUCUUAUUUUGAGAUCCAACAGAUUCCAUGGUGCAAUAGGAAGCUGGCACACUAAUUUCAGGUUUCCCAAGUUGCGCAUCAUCGACCUCUCUGACAAUGAGUUUAUAGGUGAUUUGCCAUCAAAGUAUUUCCAAAACUGGGAUGCCAUGAAGCUUACAGAUAUUGCAAGCGGCCUUAGGUACAUGCAGAUAAGCCCAAUGAUGGACUUGAAAAUAAUGUGUGGAUUACCGGUUACAUGUACUCAAUGA